Bombus huntii is the source of this 3814-nucleotide messenger RNA. Its product is annotated as protein HID1. Gene Ontology annotation, cellular component: Golgi medial cisterna; Golgi trans cisterna; membrane. The coding region runs from base 128 to 2464 and encodes 778 amino acids. NCBI's taxonomy places the organism in Eukaryota, Metazoa, Arthropoda, Insecta, Hymenoptera, Apidae. The transcript is spliced from 12 exons. The record is from RefSeq and is a predicted model, not a curated record.
ACACUGCUGCACUAUUAGGACAUAAACAUGGCGUUGUCCGUCAUCGUUCUGGUUUAGAGAGAAACAAAUCGUUCCUGUAUUUUAGUACUAAACUUUUUACUUUAAAUCGACAAAAAAAUAGAACAACAUGGGAAAUGCUGACACAAAGUUAAAUUUUCGAAAAGCAGUUGUACAAUUAACAUCAAAGACACAGGUGAUUGAUGCUUCAGAUGACAAUUUCUGGGACCAAUUUUGGUCCGAAAACGUGACUAAUGUACAAGAUAUUUUUACUUUAAUCCCUGCACCUGAAAUUCGAAUACUAAGAGAAGAAGCUCCUUCUAAUUUAGCCACAUUGUGUUACAAAGCAGUGGAAAAAUUAGUAAAAGCAGUUGAUAAUAGUUGUAGAACCCAGAGAGAACAACAAACUGUUUUAAACUGUUGUCGCUUGUUAACAAGAUUAUUACCAUAUAUUUUUGAGGAUCCUGAUUGGAAGGGAUUCUUUUGGUCCAGUUUACCUGGUAAAGAAGAUGAAGAGAGUAUACCAUUGGCUCAUUCAUUACUCAAUGCUCUUUGUGAUUUAUUAUUUUGUCCUGACUUUACAGUAGCUGCAAAUAGAAAAUCUGGCCCUGAUAAAGCAGAAGAACUGCAAUCUAUAGAUAGUUGUGAAUAUAUCUGGGAAGCUGGUGUAGGAUUUGCACAUUCACCUCCUAGAUAUCCAAUUUUAGAUUCGAACAGAACAGAAUUAUUAAAGUUAUUACUCACUUGCUUCAGUGAAACCAUGUAUAAUCCUCCCUUGGAUUUGUCAGUGACUCCAAACAGGUGGAUUCAACAUUUAACUAGUUCUGAAAAUAGACAUGCUUUACCUAUGUUCACAUCAUUGUUGAAUACAGUAUGUGCAUAUGAUCCUGUUGGACUUGGAGUGCCAUACAAUCAUUUGUUAUUUACUGAUUCGUUAGAACCAUUAGUUGAUGUUGCAUUACAAAUCCUUAUAGUAACACUAGAUCAUGAUACUAGUGGUGGUACUCCAUUAGAAGAAGGAAGUAUUGGAGAUAAUUUAUUCAUUAAUUAUCUGAGUCGAAUUCACCGAGAUGAAGAUUUUCAGUUUGUAUUAAAAGGUAUUACAAGAUUAUUAAAUAAUCCAUUAAUGCAGACGUAUUUGCCAAAUUCAACUAAGAAAGUACAUUUCCACCAAGAAUUAUUGGUAUUUUUUUGGAAAAUGUGUGACUAUAAUAAGAAAUUUUUAUACUAUGUACUAAAAAGUUCAGAUGUUCUUGAAGUACUAGUACCUAUAUUGUAUCAUUUAAAUGAUUCACGUGCAGAUCAAUCUCGUGUUGGAUUAAUGCAUAUAGGUGUAUUUAUUUUACUACUAUUGAGUGGAGAACGUAAUUUCGGUGUUAGAUUAAAUAAACCAUAUACAGCUACUGUACCUAUGGAUAUUCCCGUUUUUACAGGUACACAUGCUGAUUUGUUGGUCACUGUAUUUCACAAGAUAAUCACAACCGGACACCAAAGAUUACAGCCAUUAUUUGAUUGUUUACUAACAAUUCUAGUCAAUGUGUCUCCAUACCUUAAAACUCUAUCAAUGGUGGCUAGUACUAAGCUAUUACAUUUACUUGAAGCAUUUAGCACUCCAUGGUUUUUAUUUUCAGCACCUACCAAUCAUCAUUUGGUAUUUUUUCUUUUGGAAAUCUUUAACAAUAUCAUUCAGUAUCAAUUUGAUGGAAAUAGUAACUUGGUUUAUACUAUAAUACGUAAAAGGCAAGUGUUUCAUGCAUUAGCAAAUUUACCAAGUGACUGUAAUACAAUCGCAAAAUCUCUCAGUAAAAGACAACGACGACAUGUACCCGCUAGUACAUCUAAUGAAAAUGUCAAUGAAGCAGCAAUGGAAGGUUCACAUCCUGCGCAACCUGCAGAACCUGGAACAUUGAAAGCAACCUUAUUAGAAACACCAGGUAUUGAAAAAAUGACUGAGAAAGAGUCUGCACAUCCAUUAAGUCCUUCAGUAAAUAUUGAUGUAGGAAAACCUAAUCAUCAAAAUAAUGUGAAUGCUGCAGAGGAUUUAAUGAAUUCUACUUCUAAAAGUUCUGUUAUACCGAAAGGAGGUAUCAGAGUGGCAGAACAUAUGAAUUCUUCUAAUAAUAUAAAUCAGUGGGUUCCUUCUAGCGAAUGGGUAUAUCAAUGGAAAAGUAAACUUCCAUUACAAACUAUUAUGCGAUUGCUUCAAGUUCUUGUACCUCAAGUUGAGAAGAUAUGCAUUGAUAAGGGACUUACUGAUGAAAGCGAAAUUUUGAAAUUUUUGCAACAUGGUACAUUAGUUGGCUUAUUACCAGUACCACAUCCUAUUCUUAUUAGAAGAUAUCAAGCAAACGCAGGAACAACUGCUUGGUUUAGAACAUAUAUGUGGGGCGUUAUAUAUUUAAGGAAUGUCGAACCACCGAUUUGGUAUGAUACUGAUGUAAAGUUAUUUGAAAUCCAAAGAGUUUAAACACGAUGCAUAUUAUUAAGUAAAUUAUUAUUAGCUUUAGCACUGAAAUUUCUAUAUCAUUCUUACAUGAGGUAUCAUUCCUUAAUAUAAAAGAAGAAAUCUCAGUGAUCUAUACUUAUUAUAAAUUGCACCAAGUGAUAAAGAACUUUACGACUUUAUUAAAUAACGAAUGACAUUUUUACAAGUGUAGUCUUUCGUACAAUUCUAUUACACAGAGUUACAGAACUGAUUUUACAAAUAUUGAUUGUGAGAAACUAUGAUGGUAUUAUAAUUCUCAACUUUCACCGAUAAAUAUGUAAAUAUUUGCGACUGUGUAAGUGCCUUCACAGAUGUAAAUGACAAAUUAUUACACCAAAAUGACAUCUGUUUAAUUAGUAACGUAGUUUCUUAUUUUUUUUAACUAUUUUUAGUCUAAACUAUUUUAUUUCAUUAACUUGAUAUUUUUAGUAAAAAAGCACUAUACAAUUGCUUGUUUGACAUCACUAAAGAUAAUGUAAUAAUGUAUUUAUUAAGAGUAAAUGAAAUUAUUCUAAAUAAUGUAAAAUAUUGGUUUUGUAUGUCUGUGUAGUAGUCACGAAAUUUUUGAAAGACAACUUGAUAAUUCACGCUUUGUAAUGCAUAAUAUGUUAUUUGAAGUUAACAAAUCUUAUCCCAUCUGGUAUAUUUUUAUUUUGUGAUGGUACAAAACCAAGUAUAUCAUAUAUUUUGCAUGUAAAAACAAAUGAAUUUAUUUUUACAUUGUAAAUGCAUUAAUAAUCUCAAUUUCUUAGCUUUAGAGCAUUUCAAAAUAAGAUAAUAAGUUCCUUUUUACUUAUAUUUCUCUCAUAUUUUAAAUUAUGUUUCAAAUUAUAAAAAUUCUCUAAUCUUAUAAUAUAAAAUAUAUUUAUUUGUUAAAUUUUAGAAAUGAAAUAGAAUUUUUAUAAUAAGACAUUUUUUAUAUUUACAUUAAAGUAGUUGAUUAAAAAAUUAAUAUGAUUUUAUUUAGUAAAUGCGUAUAUAGUAUGUAUAUACAUAUAUAUAUAUAUAUAUUAAGUAUUAUAUAUUGUUAUUUAUAUAUGUUUAUAUAUAUAUAAUUUUAUCUUUUACUUCAACUUGAAGUAUUGAACAUAAUGAUUUAUUAAUGAUAUCAUUUUUCUUGAAAAUAUUUUGCUUUGAUUAUAUAUAAAGAAGCCAGAAAGAUAGUAUAAAGGUGACAUUUGAAAUUUAAAAUUUAGAGGCUUUUUUAUGCUUUUUAUAUUUCUACUCAUGUACAUCAUUUAUGUAUUGGUGCAAUUACAUGGUUGUACUUUAAGAUUAAAUUAUAUUUAUUUUAAUGUGUAAUAAAAUGAUAUAAUAAAAUAUUUAGCCAUA